GUUACACAAAACCACUCACUCACACUGCUCUAUUAUACUGCACUGGCUUGGUACAAUACUUCACUGGCUUGGUACAAUAGACCUGGAGAAGCUGGAGACAUUGACCUGAAUACAGCGAGGAGAGGAGCAUACCUCCAACCCAGAGCAACAGGUGGAGGACUGCAUGACUUGAAGAGACGCAUUGCAUCAUUUGAAUUUGAAGCCAUGCUGUGUGAGAGCAGACUAUGGAGCAUGACCUACUGUAGUGAACAGGAUAGACUGGACCCUCUCCCCCCUGUAAUAGAGCCCCCCAGGAGGAGCGUGAAGGCUGGGUCAGAGCUGGCUGCAGCCACCCUGCUUCAGGCCUCUCCAGGCCAACCAAGCAGAAAUGGCCAGUCCAUCCUCAGUAGAGUGCCCCAAAACCAGAGGCCCUCCCAGGCGAGUGCCCAAAUCCAGCCCCAGGCUUUUUCUCCACCGCAGGAUCUGCAUUCCCAGAGUCCCCAUCCUGACAGACACAUCUCCCCAGAGAUGGAGAUCCCUGGGCAGGCUUGUUCCGGUGGCGAGGUCCCCUUCCUGGUGCCCUCCUUCUGCCAGAGCAUCUGUCAGAACUACAGCGACCUCCACAUCGGGGGUGACCAGGUGCUGCCUCUCUUGGCCCACGAUGGGGAGGUCCUGCCCUGUAGCGACAACCAAGCCAACGGCCCCUUCCUCCAUUCCUGUGACGUACCCCCGGCCGCAGAAGACUCUCCCCCAGAUCGGGCCACUGAAGACGGGCUUCUGCGUCCUCUCCAGUGGGGCUCAGGCUUGGGGUCCUCCCGCUGGAGGGCGGGGAGUGGCCGUGACCGGAGCGUCCUUCUUCAGGGGCUCGAGGGGCCACUCUCUAACUCGCUGCUCAACCGCUACCUGGAGAACAAGAUACUGGACCUGUACCAACAGUACAUGCUGGAGAACAUGGCCCAUGAUGGGGGCUAUGUUGAGGGCUUGCCCUGCUCUCUGCUGGCCUCAGAGUUGAUUCUUACUAGCCUGGAUCAGAUCACCCUGCAGCUGAGCCGUGAGGGCCAUCUGGAAGCGGGCCGGGCCAAAGACAUGGUGCUCAGCUGCCUACUGAGGGUGGCCAGCGGCCUGCAGUCCAGUGAGAUCAGUACUCCCCUGCUCCAGAUCUCCACAGAUCUGCAGCUCCCCACUGAUACUGCUACUGGUGCUGCUGCUAGUGGUGCUACUGCUAGUGGUGCUACUGCUACAUCUACUGCUACUGGUGCUGCUGCUAGUGGUGUUACUGCUAGGUCUACUGCUAGUGGUGCUACUGCUAGUGGUGCUACUGCUAGGUCUACUGCUACUGGUGCUGCUGCUAGUGGUGCUACUGCUAGUGGUGCUACUGCUAGGUCUACUGCUACUGGUGCUGCUGCUAGUGGUGCUACUGCUACAUCUACUUCUACUGUUGCUGCUGCUAGUGGUGCUACUGCUAGGUCUACUGCUACUGGUGCUGCUGCUAGUGGUGCUACUGCUAGUGGUGCUACUGCUAGGUCUACUGCUACUGGUGCUGCUGCUAGUGGUGCUACUGUUAGGUCUACUGCUACUGGUGCUGCUGCUAGUGGUGCUACUGUUAGGUCUACUGCUACUGGUGCUGCUGCUAGUGGUGCUACUGUUAGGUCUACUGCUACUGGUGCUGCUGAUAGUGGUGCUACUGCUACAUCUACUUCUACUGUUGCUAUUAUUGCUGAUGCUGCCAAACCUCAGGGACCUCUCAGCUCUACAAUUGACCCCCAAGUUAAAAACAUCCUUUAACCCCUGACCCCUGAAUCAACUGGACUCAGACACCACCUUGCUACAGAGGUCAAACCAACACUUGACUCCUCUGUCCUCCAGUACUAGACAGGUUCACUCUCCCCCUAGCUUUAAAGUCUGAAAAUCAGACUCCCCUGUUUCUUAUUUUUCUACCUUCACUCAGGUUCUCCCUUUCUCCUCUCAGUUUCCCUACAUACAGUUCUGGGGAAAUGAAACCGCUUUCAAACAGCUGCAGUGAUAGAAAUAGAUAGAAAUUCAGGUGGAAACUGUGGUUGAGAGGAAAGACGUCUGCACUGUUCUCAUGUUUUCAUAAAGAGAACAGUAACAUUGUAUGUAAUGUUAUUGUCUCAUUAUUUUAGUGCAAAAUCAAUAAACAUGUUGAUCACA
Messenger RNA from Salmo salar (Atlantic salmon), 2151 nucleotides. RefSeq lists its product as uncharacterized. The record is from RefSeq and is a predicted model, not a curated record. NCBI's taxonomy places the organism in Eukaryota, Metazoa, Chordata, Actinopteri, Salmoniformes, Salmonidae. Gene Ontology annotation, biological process: regulation of toll-like receptor signaling pathway.